Molecule: messenger RNA, 3341 nt
Organism: Vigna unguiculata (cowpea)
Lineage: Eukaryota; Viridiplantae; Streptophyta; Magnoliopsida; Fabales; Fabaceae
Gene: CKI1
Product: Signal transduction histidine kinase
Biological process (GO): phosphorelay signal transduction system; phosphorylation
Molecular function (GO): phosphorelay sensor kinase activity
Source: RefSeq, a predicted model, not a curated record
AUGGAAAAACAUGUGAAAUUGUUGAACUCAAAAAACAGUGUCUGGCAAUUGCAAUCAGAAAUUGAAGAGUUAGGUGAAGUGUUACGGCCAAUGAAAUCUUCGUCAACCAACAUGGCAAGAUUUUUUAGCUCAAACCUUGAUGAUACUACUAAUGUAUCAUUCUCUGAUAUUAAGAACAAGGUGGCUCCGUUUUUGUUUGCAGCAUUUGAGACUGUUCCAUACUUAGCCCAAAUCUCAUACAUAGGUGUAGAAGGUUUAUUUUUCUCCUACUACACUCAUAAUCAUCAACUUCUAGCUAUGUACUCCAACUCAUCAUCAAUUUCAGUUGCCUCCAACAAAAUCUUCAUUCAACCUGUGAAUCCUGAAACUGGAGAGCUUCAUGGUGAACCCACAAUCAUGCUAUCUAACCCCUUUAUCAAUGCAACUUGGAUUGGAGAAGCACUUAAUGUCUCAACUGGGUUUUACUCAUUUGGACCCAACUGGGCCAAUUCUGAAUCUUUGUUCCUCACUUCAGCCAGAAUCAUGAGAAGAGGACUCAUCUCUCUUGGCUUCUCUGCAACGCCAAUAACUCAUUCUGUUACUCGCAUUGACCAACAACAUGGCACAACCUCCUAUUUAGCUACCAAAGAUGGAAAAGUUGUUGUGCCAGGGAUUCAACUUACCCAUUUCCUCAUUUCUAAUGAUACAGUUUCGUUUCAAUCACUGAAUGCAAAUGGUGAUCCCACAGUUAAUAGGGGCACUGUCUCAUGCAAGGAUGAAGCUGCUGCUUCUAGUUUCAACAUUAGAGAUAUUGCAUAUGCAAUUCACUGCUACACCAUCGAUAUAAUGGGAAUAGAAUCGGUGUAUGUGUUGGGUGUCCCAGAAGAAGGAUAUGCGAGCAUUGAUCGGAAUUACAAGGAAAAGGGAUUGAUGGUGUUUGUGGCAACAAUGGUCACUAUAUUUAUUGCUUUCUUCAGUUUUCUAUUCGUAAACUGCAGAGCCUUUAGGCGAGAAAUGCAUUUGUGUGCCUCACUCAUCAAACAGUGUGAAGCCACCCAACAAGCCGAGAAAAAGAAUAUGAACAAGAGCACCGCUUUUGCGAGUGCCAGCCAUGAUGUUCGUGCUUCUCUCGCAGGCAUCACCGGUUUGAUAGAGAUAUCUGCAGAGUUGGUUGCCCCCGGUUCAGAAUUGGAGACCAAUCUCAAACAAAUGAAUGGUUGUACCCAAGACUUACUAGGACUGUUGAAUUCUAUACUAGACACAAGCAAAAUAGAGGCAGGAAAAAUGCAACUUGAAGAAGAGGAGUUUGAUCUGUUUCAUCUCUUGGAAGAUGUAGUUGACUUUUACCAUCCUGUGGCUGCGAAGAAAGGUGUAGAUCUGGUGUUGGACCCUUGUAACGGUUCUGUAGUGGGAUAUUCACGCGUGAAAGGUGAUAGGGGCAAACUGAAACAAGUUCUGUGUAAUUUAUUGAGCAAUGCUGUCAAAUUUACUGAUGAGGGACACAUAGCGGUACGCGCAUGGACUCGGAAGCCAAAACUACUGCAGAACUCAACAGUCACUUUUAACCAAUUUGGUUUCAAGCAAUAUUUAUCAUGCUUAUUUGGUAACAAAACUGAAGCACGUAGUGACGUGGAAUCCACGCGUUCAAUCCAAGAAGAUCCUCAUUCUAUGGAUUUUAUAUUUGAAGUGGAUGACACAGGAAAAGGAAUUCCUAAAGAGAAUUACAAGUCUGUUUUCGAGAAUUACGUCCAAAUAAAAGAUACUGCUCUUGGCCAAGGGGGAACUGGCUUGGGACUUGGGAUUGUGCAGUCGCUGGUGCGUUUGAUGCAUGGAGAUAUUGAGAUUGUGGAGAAGGAUACUGGUGAAAGAGGGACAUGCUUCAAGUUCAAUGUGCUUCUCACUGUAUGUGAGAAUGAGGCAGUGUCAGAUGGUAGCAGAAGGGAGGGUAUUGGUUGUGGAUCAGGAGAUAGAAUAAUACAAGUUCAGGAGCAAACUAUGAACGCUUCAUGUUCUGGUUCUUCUAGAAUUUGUUCCAUGAGUCCUAAGUUACGAAUCUGCAGCUCUAGUCCUAAGCCCGAGGCUUCCCUUGUGGUUCUUUUGAUUGUUGACGAAGAGCGCCAAAGGACUUCACAAAUGUUCAUGGAGAGAUUAGGGAUAAAAGUGAAAGUUGUGAACACAGGGAAAGGUCUGUUUUAUACUCUCAGGAAGAUCAAGCUUAAGGCUAAGCAUUCUAGUGCCCAAAAUUCUCCAGGGUCUUCAGAUUUGAGUUAUUGGUCUACAUCUCAUAGUUCUCUCGACAUAGCCACAAGAGUUUCUUUGAGUUCUAUGGAUGGAACUGAGCACAUGCCUUUAGUUUUCAAGAAAACUGAUGUGGGAGCUUCUCCUGGCUUCAUUCUUGUUGUGAUUGAUGCAAAUGCAGGACCAUUUUCUGAGCUUUACACGAUUGUGUCCAACUUCAAGAAAGACCUUCGCAACCCUUGUAAGGUUGUGUGGCUGGAUAAGCCCUUUAUGCGUAGAAUCAACUUCAAGGCGCUUAAUCAAGAUGACAUCGUGACAUCGAAACCAUUUCAUGGUACUCGUUUGUUCCAAACCAUAAAGCUCCUUCCUGAAUUUGGUGGUUCAUGGCAGAGCAAUUCUAGUAGAGCAAAGAGGGAAAUGAGUAAUGAGAGAGCUACAUUGAAGACUUACAAGGAUCCAGGUUUGUCAAAAUACACGUCUCCUCUGCUGGACACAUCACAAGUGUGUUCUUCAACUGAUGAAAGUACAUUCCAAACUGGUGAACAAAUUUUGAAGGGAAAAAGACCGUCCAAGGCAAAAAUAACUCUUGUUCAUCAAGGAGAAACACAAGAGAUUGGAAACUCAUCAGGGUCUCACAAACCCUUGAGGGGUAAGAAGUUUUUGGUUGCUGAUGACAGUGCAAUUUUGCGCAAUAUAGCUUCUGCUACUCUGAUUUCUCUUGGUGCAACCGUGGAGCAAUGUGAGAAUGGUGAACAAGCUGUGAGGCUAGUUGAUGAGGGUCUACCUCGGGAGUUUCCUAAUCCUCCUUAUGAUUACAUCUUAAUGGAUUGUCAGAUGCCAAUAAUGGACGGGCUUGAGGCAACAAAGUGGAUACGAAAGAUAGAGAAAGGUUAUGGUGUUCGCAUUCCUAUCAUUGCAUUGACUGCUGGAACAGAAAGAAUAACGAUAGAGAGUGGAAUGGACUAUCACAUGGAUAAACCUAUUAACAGAGAGGAUUUACUUAAAGCCAUCACAUAUAUAAAUGGUAAAAUGUGACACAAUGUACGUGUAUAUGGUUCUUUUGAUUAUAUUUAUGGUAUGUAUAUAUAUUGAAGAAUAAGAAACUGAAAUUUAACUGAUGUAAC